This is a messenger RNA of Helicoverpa armigera (cotton bollworm), 1803 nucleotides long. RefSeq lists its product as uncharacterized. Lineage: Eukaryota; Metazoa; Arthropoda; Insecta; Lepidoptera; Noctuidae. Bases 427 to 1803 code for a protein of 458 amino acids. The transcript is spliced from 3 exons. The record is from RefSeq and is a predicted model, not a curated record.
AAGUGUCAUGUAUGUCAGGAGAAGGGGACUUCUGGGCCCAGCAGUUAACUACCUGAAAUAUGUAUUAAAAAAACCGUUACAUUUUUUUAAAUAAAAUCACAAAAUAUGGUACCAGGAUUCUACCCAGGAAGAGAGAAAACUUAAAUUAAGAUAAUAAGACUAAAUAAUCGAUUAAAUAAUGCCUGAAAUGCCUGAAUUACUAGUAAUCUACUGUAUUUUUAUUCCGGCAACACUUGUUGGUGGCAUGCGUCUGUCACUGACUGACAGAUGCACUCGUUUGUUUUCUUUCAUUCUGAGUGCGCACAUAUUUUCCUGGUUUUACUAUUUAAACCCACGACCUUGGCUUUUCGACGGAUCUUGCUACUCUGAAUUACCUGGCUCUCGAUUUUGGACAACUGUUACGCCUAUCGAUUGGAUAUCGACGACAUGGAUCGCUGUAUGAAUUGUACGAUUGCGCUUGGUCGCAGUAAUUCUAUUGGAAGAAAAGUCUUGGAGGAUGAGGCGAUUUUAACAGUUAUUCGUCAGUGGCGUGCAUCUCAGCCUGUAACCAGUGAGAACGUUGUAUGCCAAGCAUGUUGGGACUUGGCCCAAGAUGUGGUUCUUGGAAGACGUGCGAUUGAUGCACCAACCCAAGUUGGCCAUUCAAGCGUAUGUCUCCGCUGUGGUCGUUCACUCUUAGCCCGGCGGUUCAACCACCUUCUUCGUAAUGAUUCUGCUCGUGAAUCUGCGAUAUAUAAUGUGAUUAGAGAGUGGAUUCUACCACAAACGGUGGACGAGGCAAGUCGUAUAUGCCAUUCCUGUUGGAUAUUAGCAGACAGAGCUGCUGUUCAUAUGAGUACAGGUCCUUCGACUUCCUCACAAAGUAACCCACCGCCAGCCCAAUCAUCAGUUGGUGUUUCUGUUGGACAAUUGGAUGAAAAUCAUGACAACAUUCUACACGAACCUGAGAAUGUUUCCAUUCAACCAGAACAAAACCAAGGUAAUGAUGAUGUGCAUGAACCCUCAGUGGAACUACAUUCACCAAGUGCCCCAAUUGUGGAACCAGUACAACAGCACCCUGAACCAACAAUUGUAUUGCCAGAUUAUAUGCGGGCAGUUGAAACAGAGCGACGGUGCUUCAUAGAAGGUUGCCAGAGAACUGAACGAUAUAGAGUUCCUCUAGCAACGAGAAAAAUGUUGCUUAAUGAGCAUAAAUAUUAUGUACCACAAAAUAAUCGACUUUGUGAUAUACAUUUAGUAAUUGAGGCAUGGGACUUCCUUGAUAGUUUAAGGAGUAAUUAUUUACAAACAUUUACUGCAAGACAUAUCCAAGAUAUGUUUACACUAAAAGAAACCCCAAAAGAAAGGUUUUUGAAUUUUGAAAAUAUUGAUAAUAUGGACGACCAUGUUGUGCAUACCUGGAUCGGGUUUACUAAAGUUCAGUUCCGUCAAUUAUUUGAUGAGGUUCCACAAUUGAUAGAAAUUCGUAAUAGUUCUUCAGUUUUAGCAGCCUAUCUUAUCAAAUUAAGAAGUGGGGACUCAAAUGAAAGAUUAGCAACAUUAUUUAAAACAUCUAAGAAAACUUUAGCCAAGUGGCUGUGUCAAGCCCGUGACAUAUUAACUGAACAUUUUGUGCCUCGGCACUUAGGUUUAGAACACAUCACUAGAGAACAAAUAAAAGAAAGGAACUUAGCCAUUCCUAGUGCUUUAUUUGAAGGAGAUUCUAGGCCCAUCGCUAUAUUUGAUGGAACUUACUGUUAUAUUGAAAAAGCUCUAAUUAUUUAUAUCAAAAAACAUACAGUUUGCAUAAAUAUAGGAACUUAA